Messenger RNA from Salvia miltiorrhiza (redroot sage), 2976 nucleotides. RefSeq lists its product as uncharacterized. Gene Ontology annotation, molecular function: nucleic acid binding. The transcript is spliced from 3 exons. Bases 1 to 2976 code for a protein of 991 amino acids. The record is from RefSeq and is a predicted model, not a curated record. Lineage: Eukaryota; Viridiplantae; Streptophyta; Magnoliopsida; Lamiales; Lamiaceae.
AUGACUGUGUUGGGGGAGACCGUGUCUUUUUCUAUUCGAGAUAAUAGUGUUAUACCUGCUACAUCUCUUAUGGAAAAUUGUUCUUUCGUUGAUGCUAUUGAUGCCGCGGUCGAGAUAGUAUUUUUGCAGGAGAAUAGCCUUGAUAGAGUACUUGCAGAUUCAGAGGCUAUGGAGGAGGAAGAAUUACUCCUUGAAGAAAGCAUUGGAGUGAUGGAAAUUCUUGGGCUUGGAACUCAAAAAGAACUUGCUCAGCCUAAAUUAGAGCUUAAGGAGUUGCCAAAACACCUUAAGCAUGUCUUUUUGGAGGAAGAUGAGCAAAAGCCCGUGAUUAUUUUCGCUGAGCUCAAUGAGGAGGAAGAAGAAGAGUUAGUGAAAGUUUUGAAGAGAAAUAAAAGAGCAAUAGGCUGGAGCUUAUCUGACAUUCGAGGAAUUAGUCCUACUACGUGCAUGCACCGGAUCAUACUCGAGGAAGGAGCAAAACCUGUUCGUGAUGCACAGAGAAGGCUAAAUCCAAAUCUUAUGGAAGUGGUCAAGAAAGAGAUUUUCAAGCUUCUUGCUGAAGGAAUCAUCUAUCCGGUGGCUGAUAGUGAAUGGGUCAGCCCGAUACAUGUGGUGCCAAAGAAAGGGGGUAUCACCGUGGUGGAGAAUGAUAAAGGAGAGUUGGUCCCUACACGAGUCACCACUGGGUGGCGAAUGUGCAUUGAUUAUAGGAAAUUAAAUGCAGCCACGAAAAAAGACCAUUUUCCUUUACCGUUUAUUGAUCAAAUGUUAGAUAAGUUAGCUGGGCAUAAGUUUUAUUGUUUUCUUGAUGGAUUGUCUGGAUAUUAUCAGGUGGCUAUUGCUCCAGAAGAUCAGGCGAAGACAACUUUCACGAGUCCUUUUGGAACUUACGCCUGCAGGAAAAUGCCCUUUGGAUUAUGCAAGCACCUGGGACGUUUCAAAGUUUUUGGGUCUUCAUUUCAUGAUUGUUUGAAUAAACUUGAGCGUGUUCUUGAAAGAUGCAUUGAAAGUAACCUCACAUUGUCAUGGGAAAAGAGUCACUUUAUGGUAACAAGUGGAAUUGUACUUGGACAUGUUGUCUCAAGUGAGGGGAUUGCAGUAGAUAAGGCUAAAGUGGAUGUUAUUGAAAAAUUACCUCCACCGGUUAAUGUGAAGUCUGUUAGAAGUUUUUUGGGUCAUGCGGGUUUUUACCGUAGAUUCAUUAAAGAUUUUUCUAAAAUUAGCCAGCCUUUAUGUCGAUUGCUAGCUCAGGAUGUUCCUUUUGAGUUUGAUAAAAAAUAUUUACUUGCAUUUAAUACUCUUAAGGAAAAGUUAAUUUCUGCUCAUGUUGUUAUAGCCCCCGAUUGGUCUUUACCAUUUGAGAUAAUGUGUGAUGCUUCAAAUUCUGCUGUUGGAGCUGUCUUAGGACAACGAGUUGACAAGAUGUUGCGUGUAAUAUAUUAUGCAAGUUUGACACUGAAUUCUGCUCAAGUGAAUUACACGACAACAGAAAAAGAGCUUCUUGCAGUUGUUUUCUCAUUGGAUAAGUUUAGAUCUUACAUUCUAGGGUCUAAAGUUAUAGUUCAUAGUGAUCAUGCAGCUCUUAGAUACUUGUUGACUAAGUCCCAAGCUAAGCCUCGUUUGAUUAGAUGGAUUUUGCUUUUACAAGAGUUUGAUGUCGAGAUAAAAGAUAGGAAAGGUAGUGAGAAUGUUGUUGCAGAUCAUUUAUCUCGUCUUCCUCUUGUUGAUUAUGAUGAAGCAUUACAUGAGCAUGGAAUGAUUUUUGAUUCUUUUCCAUUUGAGAAUGCUUGUGAGAUAGGUGCUAUUCCAUGGUUUGCUGACAUUGUAAAUUUUCUUGCUUGUGGAAAAAUGCGCCCUGACCUUUCUUCUCAGCAGAAAAAGAGAUUUUUGGCAAAUUGCAGGUUUUACUUUUGGGAUGAUCCCUAUCUUUUCCGCCUUGGUAAAGAUGAGGUGAUUAGACGUUAUAUUCCUGAUGAAGAGAUACAAGAUGUGUUGGCAUUCUGCCACGAAGCUCAUUGUGGAGGUCACUUCGGGGGUCGCAAGACGGCUUUUAAGGUACUUCAGUGUGGAUUGUAUUGGCCCUCUUUAUUUAAGGAUGCCCAUAAUUUUUGUCUUGCAUGUGAUAAGUGUCAAAGAGUUGGGAAUAUUGGUAGAAGAAAUGAGAUGCCUCUUAAUAAUAAUUUGGUUGUUGAAGUCUUUGAUGUGUGGGGUAUCGAUUUUAUGGGACCAUUUCCCAAGUCAUCUGGAUAUGAGUAUAUUCUUCUUGCUGUAGAUUACGUGUCUAAGUGGGUUGAGGCAAUCCCCACACGGACAUGUGAUGCUAAUGUCGUUAUCAAGUUUGUGCAGGAUCAUAUUCUUUGCAGGCAAGCUGAGACGAGCAAUAAGCAAAUUAAGGGGAUUUUGGAGAAGACGGUUAAACCAUCGAGGAAAGAUUGGUCAACCAAACUUGGAGAUGCAUUGUGGGCGUAUCGUACCGCCUACAAAAGUGUGUUGGGAAUGAGUCCUUACCGGCUUGUUUUUGGAAAAACGUGCCAUCUCCCGGUUGAAGUGGAGCAUAGAGCUUAUUGGGCUAUUAAGUCGGUCAAUUUUGACUUGCUUAAUGCAGGAAAAGAACGAGCUUUGCAAAUUUUGGAGCUCGAUGAGUUGAGGAAUGAGGCGUAUGACAACGCCAAGAUUUACAAGGAUAAGGUGAAGAAGCUCCAUGAUCGAAACAUUGUGAGGAAGGAGUUACGCCCUGGAAUGAAGGUUCUUCUAUUUAAUUCUCGAUUGAGAUUAUUUCCGGGUAAGCUACGGUCACGUUGGAGUGGACCAUUUGAGAUUGAAGAAGUUUUUCCAUAUGGGGUGGUUAAAUUAUUCAAUCCGUGGAAGCAAGAGUCGUUUCAAGUCAAUGGUCAUAGGGUGAAGCCGUACAUUGAAGGAGGAAUUCGUCCAAAAGGAGUCGAGUCCAUUGUACUCGAUGAUGUGAUCUAUGAUUGA